Molecule: messenger RNA, 3018 nt
Organism: Guillardia theta CCMP2712
Lineage: Eukaryota; Cryptophyceae; Pyrenomonadales; Geminigeraceae
Exons: 21
Coding region: 1-3018 (1005 amino acids)
Molecular function (GO): protein binding
Source: RefSeq, a predicted model, not a curated record
AUGCAGGACUUCUUGCAAGAGGAUGCAGAUGAGAAGCAAGGGUUCGAGAUUGUCGUCCUGGUUGUCGAACGAGGUCGCUGGUCGGUGUCGGACGAAUCGGUUGAGAAGCUGCUCGCCCUGCUGAGACAUCCCUCAUCGAGAUCGAAACUCUCUGUGUUGGUCUGCUUUCCGGAUCGUCUGCUGAGAUACCACAAGGGAUGUAACGUGACUAGUGAUGUUUGCAGUGCUUUCAUGCGGCACAACACAUGCAAGGCUGCUAUGCGCCAUGGAAAAGCGGACGAGCUGGAAUGGAAGGUGACCAAGCGCGGGUGUCUGCACUCCCCUGGCAAGGGUUCUCCUUAUGCUGGAAGAGUUCUCCUGCCUGAAAGGUUUGACGAUCGCGUCAAAAUCCUGUCGGCCCUGUUGGAGCUGAGGUACCUCAAGUCAACGACCUGGCGAAGUUUGUCCGAGUGGCUAGCGACUUUGACAGCCGAGCUGAUACCCCAGCUGAAGACCCUGUGCGAUGUGGACGAGGUGGGAACUGUGAUGUCCUGCGGGCGUGAGGAGGUGAAGAAUGUGCAGGAGGAAGGCUUCAUCGUGUGGAAGGAGGAGGAGUCGCUACGGACCUUCGGACUCGCUGUGGAAGAGUUUAGCACGGGAAGCCUCUCGUUCGAUCCCACGACCUUCGAUCGCUUGUGUGCUGGUGGCGUCGGGUCGGCAGAGGCUCUUGUCUGCCGCAUGUCCAGACUUGGUGUCGUUGACAUGACAGCUGUCCUCGAUGUCCUCCCUCCCGGCGACCACCCGCUCUUCGCAGCGUCAGGCUACAACAUGCGGCUGGUGGGGAUGGCGCAGCAACGAGACAGAGAGGAGGGGAUGCGAGAGCUCGUCCUCCUCCUCCUCCCAGCUGUCUUGGAUGCUCUCAAUGACGUCUGCCUCGAAGACUUCAUCCUCUCUUCCGACUUCGCUUCUCCUCGCCUUGUCCACGAGCCGCUGAGGGUCUGGCACGAGCUGUGGAACGAGCUGGGCCGACAUGUUUGCGGCUUGACUGAGCUGGGGGACAAGGCGAUUCUUGGGGAGACGCUAACGCUGUUGAGAAGCACCUUGUCCGACGUUUACUUCUUCCACUUCCAUCAAGACUUGGAGAGCGACGAGCUGCCGAUGGUGACGUGGCACGUCAACGUCAACAAACCGACGAGAUCUGCCGCUAUCGCCUCCCCCCCUGACGUCUCUUCCCCCGAGUCGCCGUCCGAGCCGCGGGCAAGGGGGGGAGGCUUGAGACCUUCCUUGGGCCCUGGCCCUGAUGCUGCUGCUCACGAUGCUAAGGAGCAGCGAACAGAGGCGACGAGCUUCCUGUCUUACCUCAAGGAGCAAGAGGCUGCGUUCACAGCAUGGCGAUCGGAACGAAGAUACGCGGAGAGUGUGGAGCAAGGGAUCAAGCAAUCGGUGCAGGCUAGCUCAGAGAAACUGGAGUCUCUGAGAACGACAGGCUGGACGAGUUUCAUCUCUUUCCUCGGGACGUUGGCCACAUCCACCUCGAAUAAGGACGACGAGGGGCAGGGGAACAAGCGGGAAGAAGUGAAGAGAAGAGCAGACGUUGGAAGGAUGUCAACGCCGGUGAGGAAGAGGAAGGUGGAGGAAAAGCCCUGCGAGCACGCUGGCCGUCAGACCACCAGGGUCAAGUCACAACCUCCUCCUCAGCACUAUCGUUCAGUCCUUGGCAUCGUCAUCGCCGUGAAGAUCCUGCGAGGGUCGGAGCUGCACGUCGAAGUCGUGCGGGUGGUGCCGGGAACGUCGGCAGGACUGAUGGGAGAGAUAGCGAUCGGAGACAAGAUCAUGCAGAUCGAGGGGAGGCGAAUCGAGGAGAUCUGCGGGGGCAAGCAUGUGUCGAUGAGUCAAGCCGUCAAGACUGUGAAGCAGUUUCUAUACCUCGAUCGCGACAGAACUCAUCUAGAAAUUCUCACCUCCGACGGCCGCGAACGAUCCAUCGCCAUCCCCCGCCGCCCUCCCCUCAUCCCCGCCAUCAUGAGCAGGCAGCAUGGGGAGUUCGGCAUCCUGUUGGGAGCCAAGGACGAUCGGGUGUACGUGCGGGGGGUCCGGGUGGGGAGCUGCGCAUUCUUGAAAGGGAUGCGGAGUGGGGUGGAGGUCAGAGCGAUCAACGGGAGGAAGAGCGAGGCAGCAGCUGUGAAGGAGUACAACGCGAUGAACAAGGGACUUGUUGGGUACAGGAUGCGAAUCGAGGUCAGACCUUGGAAGGACUGGGAUGCAGAGGAGGAGCAGGAGGAGGAGGAGGAGCAGGAGCAGCAGCGCUUUGAGCUGAUUCGAUCUGUAGUCUUGCAGCAAGAGCAGAUAGAAAUCGCCGCCGAUGCACCAGAGGUCGGGAGCAAGCAGAAGUCUUACCAGAGACAACCUCAGGAGGAGGGAGCGGAGGAGGAGUUGGGGGGCUGGGAGGGGAACGAGGAGAAAAUGAAUGGACCUGGCGGUUCACAGCAACAAUACUCGAGGAUCAAUCAAAUUGAUGAGAAGAACGAGGGGGUCGACGAGAGGCAACAGCAGGCAGCAUGCAAGCGGCAGGGCAGGCGGAGGGGAGGGGUGGACAAGGGGCAGGAGCCGAGGCCAAGACAGAUGGAGGAGAGAGCACGAGAGGAGCUCAGCAAGAGAGCGCAGGAAGAGGUGCAUGCGCUGUUCCAACAGGAUCAGCUCGAGACAGAAGUGAAACAGCAUGGGAGCUCUAGGAACGAGCGAUAUGAGUUCUGCUCUCGUGGGAGCGGAGCCUCAGAUCAAGAAGCCGGGAAGCAACAGCGAAGAAGGGUCUACAUCGACUCGAGCUCCGAGGACGAGGCUCCUGACACAGACCUUCAAAAAGCUCAUGAGGAGAUGAACAUGGUCGACUGGUGUUCGUUCCGAGUGAGGAGUCGCGUGUCCUCAAAGAUGCAUCGCUCCUACAGCAACGAUGUCGCCGCUGCACACAAGAUCGACUUCGACAGACACCCGCUCUGCUACCUCGCCGAGCGAGGACCGAGUGGAGGGGAGAGGCUGUAA